AGGCUUGAGCGCAGUCGCGUCUACCUCCCAGGUUGCCUGCUCCUCAAGAGUCUCGAACUGCAUGAGUUCGCCAUAUUCAGCUCCGUGAGCUCUACAACUUCAGUUCUGUGUGGAUCUUCAAGCAUCAUUCAAUUUUCGUGUAGUGUUUCAUGAUUGCGUUUAUCUUCAUUUCUGCCAUCACAGUGGUUGUGCACUUGUGCCACUGUUGUUAACUAGGUGAUGUGGAAGCCCUACUACGACUAUACACCAAGUGCAAAGACGUUUGGUGAAAGUUAUAGUACAGCUAUACGCCGGCCGCCGUCAAGUUCUAUUAUAGAUCUCGGCGUAUUGCCGCUGGAGCUGGUGUCCGUGCAACAGCCUGCGUCAGGGACUCCUUCCUCGUUGACACGGGCGGAGGCGCUGCAGUGCAUGACCAAGGACCGCGCGGCGCGGCCUAACAUGUCUUCGGUCGCCACCAAGGUCUACAAGCUCUUCCUAAAGGUGCAGGACUGCGCCAACAAAGUUCCACAUCCCCGCCAACAUGUCCAUCUCUAUGGCACAGAUGAAUUCAAUUUAAUUGCUUGCUGGAGAAUGUGUCAUUGCUUUUCGUAGGAUUCGAAAGUGAAAUGGAAUUGUUGGUAGAUAAGUUGAUUACCUCUGCCUUGGCCAUCGCAUGUUUGUGAUGCUAAACAACAGGUGAGUGCCGCUCAACACAUGUAGGAUGUAACGCCUACCAGGAAGCUUCGGCGCCCUACUGCUAACACAUGAGGCGCUCGUGAGCACAUCCUGGUGCUCUGC
Messenger RNA from Triticum dicoccoides, 777 nucleotides. RefSeq lists its product as uncharacterized. The transcript has 2 exons. The record is from RefSeq and is a predicted model, not a curated record. NCBI's taxonomy places the organism in Eukaryota, Viridiplantae, Streptophyta, Magnoliopsida, Poales, Poaceae. Bases 220 to 591 code for a protein of 123 amino acids.